GAGAUGUCAAAAGAUAAUCAAGUUUAAUUACCGAUAGUUUUUGAGUUUUCAUGACUCAUUUUUUUUUUUUCAAAUGCAAAUAAUGAAUACUUUCAAUAAUAAAGCAUAAAAAUAACUUUUAGAAUACACUUGAACAAUGAAAUGAGUGUCUCUUUAGACAUAUAAAUACCCAGUUUAAAAAGAACUUUUUCUAUAUGUAUCCAUAUGCAAUCUAGCAAAAUAUUCCUUCGUCACCUUUGUUUUGACUGUGAAGAAACGCUUUCUUCGCCUAGUGCUCUUAUCAAUCAUCUCAAGAAUCGUCAUCAAAUGUUUGUUAAACCCAGACCAAGUGGACUCAAGCGACCUAAAGAGAGAAAUGUGAGUUAUAUAACCAAGAGUAAGGACAUAGACCCAGAAACGAUCAUUAGGUAUGCUUGUCCUUCCUGCUGGUUUGAAUGUGAAGAUAAAGAGACCCAUCGACAACAUAUCAUUGAAGAACACUUGAAUGAUUUUCCUACAGAUGAAGAAGGUGAAGACCAGGAACAAAAUCAAAAAAAUAGCAAGAAUGAUAAAUUUGAUACCAAAUCAAUUCAUGAAAGGGAAAAUGAAAUCUUGGCCAUGUUGGAUGAUUUGGUCAACAACUUCAAGAGCCUUUUCUCAGCCAAAAGAAACUAGAAUUUCAUUGCUAUCAUCAAUAAAAAAAAAGAGGAAAGAAAGGAGCUUAUUCUUUGUUUGAUCUAAUGAAAUACUUCUG
Molecule: messenger RNA, 733 nt
Organism: Gilbertella persicaria
Lineage: Eukaryota; Fungi; Mucoromycota; Mucoromycetes; Mucorales; Choanephoraceae
Exons: 1
Coding region: 205-654 (149 amino acids)
Source: RefSeq, a predicted model, not a curated record